AUGCCAGGGGAAGAUGAUCUCGCGCUGGAGCAAGGUCUCCAAUCGCUAUGGCUGCUCCUGUGCACGUUCCUUGUGGUUUCUAUGCAGCUAGGCUUUGCUAUGCUGGAGGUGGGCGGUGUUCGCGAAGCACACAGGAUGACGGUUCUUGCCAAGAAUGUCAUGGACUCCGUGGUGACCUGCCUCGUCUUCGCCGGAACCGUGCGCUUCUUGCACCUUAGUCUUGUGCUUGGACCUGAUGGACACGUCAUGUUCGAGAAGGAAUUGUCCAAUUGGGCCUUCAGUGCUACCUGUGCAACGAUCUGUUCUGGUUCCAUGGCAGAGAGGGCUCACAUGGUCGCAUACCUUGUGCACGCAGGGGUGAUUGGAGUCUUGGUCUACCCGAUUCUUGCAGAAGGUGCCUGGGGCCAGGACACCAACUUUUUCUUCCACAAGGAAUUGCAUGGCCGCUUUCAGAAGAAUGUCGACUACCAUGACUGCGCUGGCAGUGGUGUUGUCGGUAUCCUGUCGAUUCUGCCACUUCUCUCCGAGGUCAAGUUUGGGCAUCUGAUCGCGGCUCGCGAUGCCAAGCAAAAGCGUGAGGGAGACCGCUUCCCAAAGAUUCCCCCCAUUGGGGCCUUGUGUCUUCUCUUGGUGGCAGAACUUUGCAGUGGGGCAGCCUUCCUGAAUCCGUCGGACAAGCAGGCGCGCCGGGCCAUUGGUGAGGUUGUCCGCGCCCAGAAAAAUGCAGAAGGUGGUUUUGAGGAGACGGUGAACGGCAUCCUGAGGCUGCUCGAGAGCAAAGAUGUCCAUGAGUUGGCUAAACUGCUCGCUAGUGUGGGUGGCCUUGCUGCCAUGCUGUGUAUGUCGGCCAUGAGCGGGGGGGAUGCUGGUGGUGUGGGUAUCGGAAUUCGCGCUGCCGUGGCACCGCUUCGGCCUCUGUUGACUGCUCAUCGAUUCUGGGGCGUACUGGCAGUGGCCGCUCUUUUCGUGCUGGGCAACUGGACGGCUCUGACGACUUUAGUGAAGAAGCCAGCAGUGUGGGGCUGCUUGGCCAACUUCGGCGCCCUUGCACGAGCCGUGGGCUUCGCUGCGGCAGCAGGCGUGGAAGAUUCUGGUUCAUUGUCUACCUGGGCCAUGUUGAGUGCUGCAACCUGCAUAGCUCGAAUCUCGCGGAUGAUUGUCCACGAGCAGCUGGCUCCGGCAGUUUGGAUGGCCAGCUGGUGGUCCAAGUCGCGAGUCAGUGUUGAGCCACUGGUGUUGACCACUUUCUGCCUGGAAGCCUGGUGCCUAGCAGUUCUCCUGCUGAUCCUGCUCAGGAGACCCCGAAAGUUGGUGAUCCUCCUUGCCGUGACAUACCCGUGUGUGGCCCUUGCUCAAGGAGCCCCAGCCUCGCAGCCCUUCGAAGCUUUCGUGGUCCCAGCGUUGCAGCGUGGCCCCGCAGUUAUGGCUGUGACCUCUGCGCUGCUUAUCUUCAUGGGUGGCUUUCCUACCAUGCUGUGCAGCCUUGUCCUAAUACAGGUGUUGUACUUCAUUCAUGGGCUGGACAAUGCCAAGCUGUGUUCACUUGAGUGGUGGGUGCGCGGCACUGGCGGGCAGCAUGCUGCUGGGAAGGCCUCGCUGCAGAGCGAGUUGAAAGUACUCUCAAGGGAUGGCGUGCAAGUGGACAAUUGGGCCCGGCGAUACGACGAUGAGGCCCGUGACAAGCUGGAGUUCCAAGCUUGCAGCUAUUUGCAAGUCAUGGGAAUGUUCACUCUUUGGGUGGGCUGGUACGGCUUCAAUGCUGGGUCUGUAUUGGGGACGAACCACCACUAUGAACAUGCAGCUGCACUGGUCUCUUGGAACACAACCUUGGCUGCCAGCGCGGCAGGGCUUGGUGCAUGCCUCUACCUUUACGGCUUCCACUUGAACCUCGACGUAGGCUUCCUGUGCAAUGGAGUUCUGAGCGGCAUGGUCGCCAUCACAGCUUCCUGUGAUGUGGCCACGCCAGCUGCCAGCGCCGUAAUUGGCUUGCUGAGUGGCUUGCUGGUGUAUCCCACGUGUUCGAGACUUAUGCGCUGGGCACAAGUCGAUGACCCUGUCGACGCCGUUUCUGUCCAUGCCGGGUGGAAUGCUUAG
This is a messenger RNA of Symbiodinium natans, 2094 nucleotides long. The record is from the annotation of a GenBank genome assembly. NCBI's taxonomy places the organism in Eukaryota, Dinophyceae, Suessiales, Symbiodiniaceae.